ACCACGACUGCGACGCGCUCCACCCAACCAACCGCGACUACGACGCGUCUCUUGGGGGAGAUGCUGCAACAUAGCCAGACAAGACGCGGCAGAGAGUAGAGCUUCAGUAGAGCUUCAGUAGAGCUUCAACAUGGCGACGGGCUCGCAAACCCCCGGCGCGCCUCCGCCGCCUGCAGGCCCGCCGACGCAGAAAGUGGGCGACGUCAUGGCGAGCUUCCGCCCGUCGAGACGCUUCAAGACGCCCAGCCCGACCACGUCGGUCACGUCACUCGACUUCGACGACACGGGCGAGCUAGCCCUCGUGGCCCGCGACGACGACACGCUCCAGAUCUACAACUGCAAGGAGGGCAAGCACGCAAAGGAGCUCAAGAGCCAGAAGUACGGCGUCCACCUCGCCCGCUUCUCCCACCAUGCCCAGAGCAUCAUCUACGCCAGCACCAUGGUCGACGACGCCCUGCGCUUCCUGUCCUCGCACGACAACUCGUACAUCCGCUACUUCAAGGGCCACACCGACACCGUCACCUCCAUCGCCCUGUGCCCCUCGUCCGACACCUUCCUGUCGUGCUCGCGCGACAACACGGUCCGCCUGUGGAACCUCUCGUCGCCCAACUACCACGGCCUGCUGAACCUGCACGCCCCCUACCUCGCCGUCUACGACCCCUCGGCCACCGUCAUCGCCGUCGCCUCGCCCCCGACCCACUCGGUCCUGCUGUACGACGUGCGCAACUACGACAAGCCGCCCUUUGCCAGCUUCGACCUGCUCGAGCUCGAGCAGCGCUUCAUGGGCACUCAAAAGGCCGACUGGACCAAGCUCGAGUUCACAAACGACGGCAAGAGCCUCGUCGUCGCCACAAAUGGAAGUGGUCAUUUCGUCCUCGACGCCUUCUCAGGCGACAUCACCCACUUCUGCUACCGCAAGGCAGGCUCCUCGGGCCGUCUUGCCCCCGGCGCAACCGCGAAUGGGACCAGGCAGCCGGUAGGCCAGGGCGAUGUGUGUGUCACGCCUGACGGACAGUAUCUGCUGGGAGGCAGCAGCGAGGACGGACUGCUGGUCUGGGAUAUUGCCCAACCGCCCGCACCCAACAACAUUCUCGAGCCGGUGGAGAAGCUGCCGGGACACGGCAAGGCGGCUGUCGUGGGCUACAACCCGCGGACAAAUCUGCUGGCGUCUGCCGACAAGGACUUUUUGCUGUGGCAGCCCGAUUCGGAUUUGAUGUUGUGAGGGCGCAUCUCUACGAGGAGACCUACACAAUGACGUGACAAGUGUCGAGGUAUGGGUCUGUACCAACAGUGCCUAUCGAGCGACGAGAACAAGGCCAAGGUGCGGAAGAAGUACCAACCGAGGAAACAACAUCAACCCCAAAACCACGCUUUGCGACAUCGGAAACGGGAGACCAAAGUCUCACGUAGAUACAGCGUGGAAUUCAGCAUUGGAGUAGAUGGUACGAGUCACAUCUCCAAACCAUCAUGCACAUGUACAUACAAACAGGAUAGCACAUCACGGUAUGUGUGCAGCUCUCGUGUAGCAGAGAGGAGUGGAGGGGAG
Molecule: messenger RNA, 1546 nt
Organism: Dothidotthia symphoricarpi CBS 119687
Lineage: Eukaryota; Fungi; Ascomycota; Dothideomycetes; Pleosporales; Dothidotthiaceae
Product: WD repeat-containing protein 82
Exons: 2
Coding region: 131-1222 (363 amino acids)
Cellular component (GO): Set1C/COMPASS complex
Molecular function (GO): protein binding; chromatin binding
Source: RefSeq, a predicted model, not a curated record